AUGGAGGGCGAAAACAUGGUGAGCACCCCCACAUUGAGUCUACACUCCAUCGGAGUACAUGAGAUCAUAGUUGACCAUGUUCAGACCCGAACCACCAGGGCUUCUACUCGGACGCGCCUACCGCAGGCCGGCCUACGUGAGGCUAGCUUGGCGACAACCAAUUCGCGCUCCGGCAUCAUGGCGCCAGGUACAAUCGCAAACAAGGCUAUGAGCAUGUCUCGUAUGAAGGAUCCCGAAUCAUUGGCGCAACAUGAACUGACAGCGCUGGAAGCAACCCGCCCGAAAACCGCAAACCCGGAAACGAGGAGACCUGGAUCCGUCACUCGACAGGCUAGUACCACGACCAAGGCGCAUAACCGGGGCAACUCAUACUCAUCUUCAACCAUGUCCCGGCCCACCGCACCCGCAACUCGCACAACCAAUGGCUCCUUCUCCUCAACUGUCGGCCCCGGCACGCGACCAGCAUCGGCCAUGUCCCGGUACCAACCGUCCUUCAACGGUCGCAGACCUGUCGGCGCAUCGAUUCCCCGCGCAGCAAGCGCAUUAGAUACCCAUAUGGAAGACGCGUCUCCUAGUGUGCUAGGAAAACGAAAGGGUAUGCUACAAUUUCCCUUAUCUCCCAGUCGUAUCCCUUCUUGUCCCGUUGGAACCGUGUCCCCCGGAUUGGAUGAAGGUUGCAAUGGGAUUUGUGAAUUGGCAUCGCUCUCUGUGUCUGAGAAGCCUGGCCCUUUUCCAAAUCCUUCCAACCUAGCAACUAUCCCCGUGUUUCCCAGUACCCCAUUUCGGAAUGUUACCACCCCAAAGUCACCCGGACAUAUGCAGUCCUCGUCCUCUCCUUUUAUCACUGCCCCUACCGCACCCUACAGAACCCCAUCACAUCCCCAGCGGCGCAUUGUCAAGCAAUCCUCGCAUCCCGCGUUUUUGACCAAAGGGUCUUCGAUCAGAAGUUUUGACAAUAUCAUAGGCCCGGAAUGGGAUCAAGAUUCUCGUGAAAAGAGCAUGGAGGGAUUGAUGCAGACUUUGCUGGCCCAGGUAAAUCAGCAAGGCCAGGCAAGCUCGGGUCUUAAGGAGUCGAUUGAUAUCUACAAAGCAAGAAUCAGCGACCUUGAAAAGUCUCGGGAUGAGGUGAAAGAACUCAAUAUUACCCAACGCGUGGAAUUAGAUUCGCUGCGAAACCAAUUACAUGCCGCAGAGAAAAUGUGUAAAGAGGACAAGCGAGAUCAUGAGAUCGCUUUGGAUGAUCUUUACCAGCGCCAUCGCAUUGAAUUGGACUCAGUCCAGCAACAAAGCAGGAAAGAAAUUGACAAAAUGAAUGGCCGACAUCAAGAGGAGGUUCAUGACCUGAAACGACGAUUUGAUCGUGAGAUCGAGGGUGAAAAAGCGGCACGAGCAAGCGCGCUCAGCAAGCUCACUUCCCAAUCUGCACUUGAUAUCCAGAAAUCCCAAAUUGAAUUGGAGAGGAAGGAUCGCGAGAUCACGACAUUGCAGGAUAGGCUAGAGGCUCUGAAGGCAGAUCUUGAUCGCGAACGAAGAACGGUGCAGGAACUCAAACUCAAUCUGGAUACCGCAAGCAGCAACAGCGUUACGCUAGAGUCAUCAAUUCGUGCGCUCAAGGCUCGCAUUGAGUUCCUUGAAAGUGGACGGGAGGAGCAGUCUAAAUCUUUUGAGCGGUGCAAUCGGGAGAUGAUGGAUGCAUUUGCCGAAACGGAGGCAAUAAAGGAGAAGCUGCGUAGGGAAGAGACACUCCGACGCAAACUGCAUAACCAGGUUCAAGAGCUCAAAGGCAACAUCCGUGUGUUCUGUCGAGUUCGCCCCUCGCUUAACAGUGAACCUGCCUCCGAUCUCACUCUUAUGCAGUAUCCCGAUGAAACUGACGAUGGAAAGGAGAUUAAUAUCCUUGGUCCCGAAGAGAAGAGCAGCCUUGGAACGGUUACCCGGAAGAAUAACACUUUCUCCUUUGAUCGUGUAUUCAAUCCAUCCGCCCAGAAUGCUGAGGUUUUUGAUGAGAUUAGCCAGCUUGUUCAGAGCGCUUUGGAUGGCUACAAUGUUUGCAUUUUCUGUUAUGGCCAGACUGGUAGUGGCAAGACGCAUACCAUGUCAUCGGCUGAUGGCAUGAUCCCUCGUGCUGUUCACCAGAUUUACGAGACCGCGCAAGGUCUGGAAGAGAAGGGUUGGCGGUACUCGAUGGCUGGCAACUUUGUCGAAGUUUACAACGAAAACCUCAAUGAUCUUUUGGGCAACCCGGAUGAAUUAGACAAGAAGAAGCAUGAGAUUCGCCAUGACAUGCAGCGGGGCAAGACUACUAUAACCGACAUUACAACUGUCAACCUUGACUCCCCCGAGAUGGUUGAGUCUCUUCUGAAGAAUGCGGAUGCCAACCGCUCAGUAGCAGCGACCAAGGCCAAUGAGCGCUCAUCGCGGUCCCACUCUGUCUUCAUUCUCAAGCUCACUGGCCAGAACCACAUCACCGGUGAACGCAGUGAAGGUACGCUGAACCUUGUUGAUCUUGCGGGAAGCGAACGCUUGAGCCACAGUGGAGCGACUGGCGAGCGCCUGAAAGAGACUCAAAACAUCAAUCGCAGUCUCAGCUCUCUGGGCGAUGUGAUUGCAGCUCUCGGUCAAGGCAAAGAGGGAGGUCAUAUUCCAUACAGGAACAGCAAGCUCACCUACCUACUCCAAUUCUCCUUGGGUGGCAACUCCAAGACUCUCAUGUUUGUUAUGGUCAGCCCGCUCCAGGCACACAUGUCGGAGACCUUGACCAGCUUGAAGUUCGCUACCAAAGUACACAACACCCACAUUGGCACCGCAAAGCGACAGGCGCGUGUUCGCGACGCCUGA
This is a messenger RNA of Penicillium coprophilum, 2838 nucleotides long. RefSeq names its product putative kinesin family protein (KlpA). The transcript is spliced from 3 exons. Gene Ontology annotation, biological process: microtubule-based movement. Gene Ontology annotation, molecular function: ATP binding; microtubule binding; microtubule motor activity. NCBI's taxonomy places the organism in Eukaryota, Fungi, Ascomycota, Eurotiomycetes, Eurotiales, Aspergillaceae. The record is from RefSeq and is a predicted model, not a curated record. The coding region runs from base 1 to 2838 and encodes 945 amino acids.